AUGUUGGUCGCUCGUGGGACGCUUUUGGGAGCUGAACGUUGACAGAGAGGCGUACUUCGGGCAGAUGGAGGUGCACCAGCACGUCGGGGGCGACGGCGUCCGAGAGGAGAUGCUGUCCAGAGUGGCCCUCAUGCCGAGGCUGCUGAACGGGGGCUUCUGCGCGCCCGCGUCCUGUGACCGCGACCGCGUCGCCGGGGAGGUUAUACCCCGCUUCCUGGCGCACUUCUUGGGCUUCGACGUGCGUCUCCCGCCGCUGCCCCCCGCGGCGGAGGUGGCGGAGGUCUCCCACUGGUCGCGCUUCGGCCUGGACUUCGUCGUCGCUGGCAUCAACAGCUGCGGGAUGGCGCGCGGCUUGAGCCAUCCGGGCCUGUCGCACUACGCCCGGGCCCGGCACGCGCUGGUCCGGGUCCCCGGCCUCAAGGUCGUGUCCGUGGUGUGCGACCCGCUCGGCCGCUUCGAGAAGGUGUUCUGGGAGAUGCACCUCUGCAGAAAGCGGGGGCCGCUGGACAGGAAGGACCCGGUGACGUUCGGCCCCGAGCGCAACGGGCGCUGCUUCGAGCGCAUCGGCGAGGCCCUGCAGUACCCGGAGCUCAUCGAGCACUGGAACGUCGCCCAGGACCUCGGGAGCAUGGACGCGCUCUUCGGGCCGCGGCUCUGGAUCUUGCACCAGGAGUCCCUGCGCUUGGCUGGGCGCGCUGCUUACGACGGCAUCGCGGGCUUCCUGGGGCAGCGGCCGUUCGGUGCCGGGUCGGAGUUCGGGCGCUACAACUCCGCCCGCGGGCACCGCACGGAGCUGUGCCACAACAGGUCUGUCAUCCGGGGCCUGAAGCGGCUUCUGGCGCCCGAGUACCAGGCGAUCGAGGCGCUGCUGCAGGCGCGCGGCCGCGAGGUGCCCGAGCAGUUGCGGCGGCGCGACAGCCGAUGCGACCGCCCCGAGGAGCUCCGCGGAGACCCGUUCACUAAGGAAAGGGGAGCGUAG
Molecule: messenger RNA, 979 nt
Organism: Prorocentrum cordatum
Lineage: Eukaryota; Dinophyceae; Prorocentrales; Prorocentraceae
Source: the annotation of a GenBank genome assembly